AUAGCUGUGUGACGGGUUCGAGUCCCGCCUCCUGACUUUCGCCCCUAGCCCCUGAGUCCCCGGGCGGGGCGCAUUCGCCUGGUAACCUCUCUACGGCCAGGGGCGGUGGCACACCCGGGACUUCACCAUGGAGGACUACCUGCAGGGUUGUCGAGCCGCUCUGCAGGAGUCCCGGCCGCUACACGUUGUGCUGGGAAAUGAAGCCUGUGAUUUGGACUCCAUGGUGUCAGCUCUUGCCCUGGCUUUUUACCUGGCAAAGACGACAGAGGCUGAGGAAGUCUUUGUGCCAGUCUUAAAUAUAAAUCGUGCUGAGCUACCUCUACGUGGUGACAAUGUCUUCUUCCUUCAGAAGAUUAACAUUCCAGAGUCCCUCUUGAUUUUCCGGGAUGAGAUCGACCUCCAUGCCUUGCACCAAGCUGGCCAACUCACCCUUAUCCUUGUUGACCAUCAUGUCUUACCCAAAAGUGAUGCAGCCCUAGAGGAGGCAGUGGUAGAGGUGCUAGACCAUCGGCCCAUCGAGCAGAAACACUGCCCUCCCUGCCACGUUUGCGUUGAGCUGGUGGGGUCCUGCGCUACCCUGGUGACUGAGAGAAUCCUGCAGGGGGCGCCAGAGAUUUUGGACGGGCAAACUGCAGCCCUUCUGCAUGGAACAAUCAUCCUGGACUGUGUCAACAUGGACGUGAAAGUUGGAAAGGCAACCCCAAAAGACAGCAAAUAUGUGGAGAAACUGGAGGCCCUCUUCCCAGAUCUGCCCAAGAGAAAUGACAUCUUUGACUCUCUACAAAAGGCAAAGUUUGAUGUAUCAGGACUGACCACUGAGCAGAUGCUGAGAAAGGACCAGAAGACCAUCUUCCGACAAGGCACCAAGGUGGCCAUUAGUGCAAUAUAUAUGGAUUUGGAGGCCUUUCUGCAGAGGUCUGGCCUCAUUGCAGAUCUCCAUGCUUUCUGCCAGGCUCACAGCUGUGAUGUCUUGGUCACCAUGACUAUCUUUUUCAACACUCAUAAUGAGCCAGUGCGGCAGCUGGCUAUUUUCUGUCCCCAUGCAUCACUCCGAAUGACGAUCUGCGGAGUUCUGGAACGCUCCCAUUCUCCAUCCCUGAAGCUGACCCCAGCCCCCAGCGCCCACCCGCACCUCCAAGCCUAUCUUCAGGGCAACACCCAGAUCUCUCGGAAGAAACUUCUCCCUCUGCUCCAGGAGGCCCUGUCAGCAUAUUUUGAAUCCAUGCGGAUCCCUUCCGGGCAGCCGGAGACAGAGGGUGUGUGCCGGGAGCAGGCCGACAGGGAACUGGACAGGGCGGGUAACUCCCUGUUUCCCGGACUGAGUCAAGAUGAGGAGGAGCCCCCACUACCCCCGACACCCAUGAACAGCCUGGUGGAUGAGUGCCCGCUGGAUCAGGGGUUACCCAAACUCUCCGCCGAGGCCAUCUUUGAGAAGUGCAGUCAGAUCUCGCAGUCACAGUAAACCACAGCCUCCCUGUCUACGAAGUGAUUGCUGGGAGGGCACAGGAUGGAGAGAGGUUUCUUGAACCACUUCAAAUGCAUGUUUUGAGAUGUGUCGGCUGUUCUGUCUCUGUGGCUCCGGGAUCUGGUGUACUGUGUUUGUGAGCUGGGGAGAAGAAAGAAGUGAAAGAAAACAGCUGCUUUAGGGAUAGCUUCCUGCUUUUUCCCCAGAUCUCUACCAAUCAGACAGAUCAUAUUAAUUGAAUUCUUCAAACCUGUGUUGACUCUCCUGUAUUUCCUUUGCUGAGGGUACAGUGUGAUACCCACACAGUUCCAGCAAGCAGCUCAAGAAGGCGCCCCCUCCAUAAGGCUCUGUGACAGAACCAGUAUCUCUCAUGGAACCAUUCAUUGUCUCCGUGUAUUCAUUUAUGCUCUUAUUCAUUCAGCUAUCGAUUGAAUACCUACUUUCAGCUAGCUAGAAAAUAGAGUGUGCUUUGCAAACUCCUCUUCCAGUUUUCAACCUUCAACAGAAUCCAUCUCCAUGACCUCUUUCUGUCCCCAGUUAGGUAUGAUAGCCAAGGCCGAGAUGGCUACUUUUGUAUUCUGAGCUGAUGAUGACUUUUCUAAGAUCGGUGGGGAGCAAUUAAGAGACCAUCAUCUUUUGUCCUGAUCAGCUGGCCUGGCUCUCAGUUUCUCUGGAUCCCUCGGUCCCAGACCACGGGGACCCAAGAAAGACCCAGAAGACCCCUGGUGCUUGAGAGUUCAGGAGACAUCCAGGAAAGCCUUAAGACCCCACAGGCACUCUUCCCAAAAGGCCGAAGAACUGCAGUUGGAGCCCUGCUCUGGGCUGUGCCUUGGAGACCCGGCAAUUUCCUGUCCAUCUCGUUCUCUUUUUGCUCCUAUUGAAAGGAGGUAUGGAGUUCUCAUAUCGACUGCCGUGAACUGUGUCUCUCUUGGUGAGACACUUCAUUUCUCUAGGCCUCAUCUGCCCCCAUCUGUAAAACUAAAGAUCUGAACUGGAUAUUCUCUGGUAUUCUGUGAACUGCCUCUUGUUGCCAUCACUCUCUCCUGACUUCUCUGUAUUUGUUCAUUUCUCUCCUCCCUGGGAAUGCUUGGGGUGGCCAAAUUGUCUAUAUUUCUAUGUGAUUGUAUCAAGGGACUCAGCCUCACGUAGCAUGUACAGGGGUAUAAUUCAUCCCAUCGUGACCCAGCAGAGAACUCCCCCACCGACUUGUUUUGCAUGUGUAGAGUCUCCCUUUUCCCUUCAGACCAACUGGUCCCAUCUUCGUCCUGCCCCACAGCCCAGCUUCUUGUAAGUCGCCUGUGGUUCCACUGGGCAGUGGGGUAUGUGAGAUAGUUUUGGCAUGAUGUCUUCAGUAUGAGGGGGAUGGUGUGAUUUCACUUUGAGGGGAUGAUGUCUGUAGCCAUUGGAAGGUAAAUAUAGUGGUGUGAUUACUGAACCAAAGGAAUUUAUGUUUUUUAACUUGGGUACUUUAUUUUGCAUUUUGUUAAAGUAUUAAAUACAUUUUUUUUUCC
Molecule: messenger RNA, 2976 nt
Organism: Neogale vison (American mink)
Lineage: Eukaryota; Metazoa; Chordata; Mammalia; Carnivora; Mustelidae
Gene: PRUNE1
Product: prune exopolyphosphatase 1
Exons: 8
Coding region: 128-1462 (444 amino acids)
Cellular component (GO): cytoplasm
Molecular function (GO): exopolyphosphatase activity
Source: RefSeq, a predicted model, not a curated record